Messenger RNA from Oryctolagus cuniculus (rabbit), 932 nucleotides. It is a transcript of the gene SLC25A4, whose product is annotated as solute carrier family 25 member 4. Gene Ontology annotation, biological process: negative regulation of mitochondrial outer membrane permeabilization involved in apoptotic signaling pathway; mitochondrial ATP transmembrane transport; mitochondrial ADP transmembrane transport. The record is from RefSeq and is marked provisional. Gene Ontology annotation, cellular component: mitochondrial inner membrane. Lineage: Eukaryota; Metazoa; Chordata; Mammalia; Lagomorpha; Leporidae. Gene Ontology annotation, molecular function: ATP:ADP antiporter activity.
CCCUGCUGUCAUCAUGAGUGAUCAGGCUUUGAGCUUCCUCAAGGACUUCCUGGCAGGUGGCGUCGCCGCUGCCGUCUCCAAGACUGCGGUCGCCCCCAUCGAGAGGGUCAAACUGCUGCUGCAGGUCCAGCAUGCCAGCAAACAGAUCAGCGCUGAGAAGCAGUACAAAGGGAUCAUUGAUUGUGUGGUGAGGAUCCCCAAGGAGCAGGGCUUUCUCUCCUUCUGGAGGGGUAACCUGGCCAACGUGAUCCGGUACUUCCCCACCCAAGCUCUCAACUUCGCCUUCAAGGACAAGUACAAGCAGAUCUUCUUGGGGGGCGUGGAUCGGCAUAAGCAGUUCUGGCGCUACUUCGCUGGUAACCUGGCCUCCGGUGGGGCAGCUGGGGCCACCUCCCUCUGCUUUGUCUACCCGCUGGACUUUGCCAGGACCAGGUUGGCUGCCGACGUGGGCAAGGGUGCCGCCCAGCGUGAGUUCAGUGGUCUGGGCAACUGUCUCACCAAGAUCUUCAAGUCUGAUGGCCUGAGGGGUCUCUACCAGGGUUUCAAUGUCUCUGUGCAAGGCAUCAUUAUCUACAGAGCUGCCUACUUCGGAGUCUAUGAUACUGCCAAGGGGAUGUUGCCUGACCCCAAGAACGUGCACAUUAUCGUGAGCUGGAUGAUCGCCCAGACCGUGACGGCAGUGGCCGGGCUGGUGUCCUACCCCUUUGACACUGUUCGUCGUAGGAUGAUGAUGCAGUCUGGCCGGAAAGGGGCUGACAUUAUGUACACGGGGACAGUUGACUGCUGGAAGAAGAUUGCAAAAGAUGAAGGAGCCAAGGCUUUCUUCAAAGGUGCCUGGUCCAAUGUGUUGAGAGGCAUGGGUGGCGCUUUUGUAUUGGUGUUGUAUGAUGAGAUCAAAAAAUAUGUCUAAUGCAGUUGAAAAUCAAGUUCAU